GUCAGUGAGGUUUGUUGGGAGUCGGGAGAAGGAGGAGGAUUUUGAAGACGUGCGAAUCAAAAGAACUCUCCUCCAGAAGUUGCCGAAAAAAUCACGGAAAAUGAGCGCUUUGCACGUCAAGGGUAUGUUUUACAUCUUGUCCACUAGCCGUCAUUUUAGCAGGCGACUCAACAUUCUGUACCCUAGCACUACGAGGUUUUUCUCGACGAACAAUAAAGAUGGCAAGGUCUACCCAUCAGCAUUAGAGGCUGUCAAAGACAUUCCCAAUGGAGCAACCCUGCUUGUAGGAGGGUUUGGACUUUGUGGCAUCCCUGAAAACUUGAUCAAUGGUCUGCUGUCAACUGGGGUCAAUGGCCUCACAGUGGCCAGCAACAACGCCGGCGUGGACAACUUUGGACUGGGUCUGCUUCUUCAGAAAAAACAGAUCAGCAAAAUGAUCGCGUCAUACGUGGGUGAAAACGCUGAAUUCGAAAGGCAGUACCUGAGUGGCGAACUAGAGGUUGAACUUACUCCACAAGGCACCCUGGCAGAGAAGAUCAGGGCCGGUGGAGCAGGCAUUCCAGCUUUUUUCACUCCCACUGGCUUUGGAACUCUCGUAUCAGAGGGUGGAGCGCCACUGAAGUACGCACCUGGUGGCUCGAAAGUUGAGAAGGCCAGCUGUGGGAAGGAGGUGCGUGAAUAUGAUGGCAGAAAUUUUAUCCUCGAAGAAGCCAUCACUGGAGAUUUUUCGCUUGUCAAGGCGUGGAAGGCUGACAAGGCUGGAAAUCUCGUCUUCAGAAAUACAGCACAAAAUUUCAACCCUGCUGUUUGCAAGGCAGGAAAAAUUACAAUUGCCGAGGCUGAAGAAAUUGUGGAGAUAGGAGAAUUAGAUCCAAAUCAAAUUCACGUCCCAGGCGUUUAUGUCCAGCGAGUUGUCAAAGGAGAAAACUAUGAAAAGAGAAUAGAGAGACUCACUUUGAAAAAGGCAGCUGGCAGCAAAAGCUCUGCCAAGUCCAAUCCAGCCACUGCUCACAGAGAGAGAAUUGUCCGUAGAGCAGCCCUUGAGUUCAAGGAUGGAAUGUAUGCCAAUCUUGGAAUUGGAAUGCCCAUGCUUGCCAGCAACUACAUCCCCCGAGGCGUCAAGGUCACAUUGCAGAGCGAGAACGGCAUCCUAGGCCUUGGACCUUUCCCUGAGCCUGGCCAACAAGACCCUGACCUGAUUAACGCAGGCAAAGAAACUGUGACAACACUUCCCGGAGCAGCAUUUUUCUCAAGUGACGAGAGCUUCGCCAUGAUCAGAGGAGGACAUGUGAACCUCACAAUUUUGGGCGCCAUGCAAGUUUCUCAGCGUGGAGACUUGGCCAACUGGAUGAUUCCGGGCAAGCUUGUGAAAGGUAUGGGAGGUGCGAUGGAUCUGGUUUCUGCUCCUGGCACAAAGGUCGUCGUUACUAUGGAGCACACAGCUAAAGGUGGGGCACACAAAAUCUUGGAGCUGUGUGCUCUUCCGCUGACAGGACAACAGUGUGUUGAUACAAUCAUCACAGAUCUUUGUGUCUUCCAAGUUGAUAAAGAGGCCGCAGAACUGGAGUUGACCGAGAUUGCCGAUGGCGUAACAGUUGAACAGAUAAUUGCUGCCACAGGAUGUACGUUCCGAGUUGCCAGUGAACUCAAACCAAUGGCUCAGGUUGAGCUUGACGAAUGAAACUACUAGUUUCAAGGCAGAUUAAUAUUUUUCUAAUUUGUUUACAUUAAUCUGGUUAAUUUUAUCGUCUGUUACGCAUUGCUUUGUGUGUAUGGAAUUAAAUUGUUUUCUAAAUAAAGCUGUGAAAGUUCAAAAA
Molecule: messenger RNA, 1817 nt
Organism: Cloeon dipterum
Lineage: Eukaryota; Metazoa; Arthropoda; Insecta; Ephemeroptera; Baetidae
Gene: SCOT
Product: Succinyl-CoA:3-ketoacid CoA transferase
Exons: 10
Coding region: 101-1681 (526 amino acids)
Biological process (GO): ketone body catabolic process
Cellular component (GO): mitochondrion
Molecular function (GO): succinyl-CoA:3-oxo-acid CoA-transferase activity
Source: RefSeq, a predicted model, not a curated record